This is a messenger RNA of Colletotrichum higginsianum IMI 349063, 1800 nucleotides long. Its product is annotated as Flavoprotein. Gene Ontology annotation, cellular component: phosphopantothenoylcysteine decarboxylase complex. Gene Ontology annotation, molecular function: phosphopantothenoylcysteine decarboxylase activity; FMN binding. The coding region runs from base 1 to 1800 and encodes 599 amino acids. Gene Ontology annotation, biological process: coenzyme A biosynthetic process. The record is from RefSeq and is a predicted model, not a curated record. The transcript has a single exon. NCBI's taxonomy places the organism in Eukaryota, Fungi, Ascomycota, Sordariomycetes, Glomerellales, Glomerellaceae.
AUGGAUCCCCCCGAUCCCCUGCCGCUGCGUAUAACGCGGAGCGCCUCCUCGUCCUCUUCCCUCCACUUCAAACCCCGCGACCGGAAACUUCACCUGCUGGUCGCCGCCAACGGCCCCCGCGAUAUAUCAUGGGCCCAGACCCUCGUCGUCCGCCUCUCCAAGAGCUCCGCCAUCGACAUGCGCGCCAUCGUCGACGACGCCGUUCCACGCCUCACCCAGACCGUCAUCACCAUGCAGAACCGCUCCAUGACGCUGCCUCUAGGGCCUUCGCGCGCCGGCUCCGAGGCCGAUGUCGACGACAUUGAAUUCUACCGUCAGCAGGCCUUUGAGCUCGUCGAGUGGGCCGACCUGCUCGUCUUGGCCCCCAUCGACGCCGACAACAUGGCCAAGAUGAUGGCCGGCAUCGCCGACACCUUUUUGCUCGAGGUCCUCAGGGGUUGGGACAUGACCAAGAAGAUUCUGCUCGUCCCCGGCAUGAGCACCCACAUGUGGGAGAACCCCGUCACCAAGCGGCAGCUCAACAAGAUCAAUGCAAAGUGGCCUUGGGUCCGCGCCAUGCCCCCCAUCCUGUGGCACUACGACGGCGCCCACAAGAACCCCAAGCGCAUCGUCAACUGGAACGGCUUCAACGACGUCCUGGGCAUCAUCAAGAACCAGGCCGACCUGCUCGGCCUGGGCCGCGACGUCGACGUCGUCACCCACCUCGGCUACCUCGCCUCGGGCGAUCCGCGCGUCUACUCCAACCUGCCCCCCGAGAUCUGGACCAUCAUCCUCGACUACGCCGGCGACUGGGAACUCGCCCAGGCCCUCGGCAUCUUCACCAACCUGCCCAUGCCGCACCCCUGGAAGCUGCAUCCGAGCGACCCCGACGACCCGCUCAAGGUCUACAAGCACGAGCUCGAGUGGCUCGUCCUUACCUGCGACUCGACCUCGGUCUGCAAAAAGCUGCUCCAGUCCCCGCCCGCCUUCCACGAGCUUCCCGCUCUCGUCAUCAAACUACUGAUCCGCUUCUCGCUCAUCGAGGUGCUCGCCUGGAUGGAAGCCAACCGGCCCGACCUCUUCCAGGCCUUUGACGGCAAAGUCCUCGCCACCAAGGCAUCGGCCUACUUUGGCCGCCCCGACGUCCUCGACUACUGGAAAGAGAGCCGCUACUUCCGCGGCCGCCACCAGCAGUGCUACGACGCCGAAGCCCUGGACGGCGCAUCCAAGAACGGCUACAUCCAGGUCCUCGACUGGUGGUGGCGCCGUUCCGGGCUGCCUCUCCGCUUCACCGAGGCCGCCCUCGAGCAGGCCAGCGGAAAGGGCCACCUCCUGGUGCUCGAGUGGUGGCGCGACGCCGCCGCCCAGGACGACACUAUUGUACUGAGGCCCGGCAAAUCGCUGCUGUGGGCUGCCCAGCACGGCCAGAUCGACGUCAUCCGCUGGUGGAUGGCAUCUGGCAUCCCCGUGGCCCACGGCGAUGGCGUGGCCAAGAUCGCCUCACGCUGGGGCCAGGUCGGCGUGCUCGAGCUCUGGCGGAAGCUCAAGGGCGACGACAAGCUCGCCUUUGACGGCGAGGUCCUCGUCCAGCCGACGAUCCACCAGCACAUUGGCGUCCUCGAGUGGUGGCGCAAGUUUGCGUACGGCGAGCUCGAGGGAAUGGAAGGGCGCAAGCACCGCGUCGAAUACCGGACGUGCGACAUUGAAGAGGCCCUGGAGGACAGCAUCGGCGACCAGGAGCCGGUGCGAAGGUGGUGGGCCAGCAACGGGCUUAACCUGGGCCUGCGCAACGUCGAGUGGAUGAGGCCGAGGUAUCUGUAG